Molecule: messenger RNA, 1662 nt
Organism: Aureobasidium vineae
Lineage: Eukaryota; Fungi; Ascomycota; Dothideomycetes; Dothideales; Saccotheciaceae
Source: the annotation of a GenBank genome assembly
CCGAUUUGCAACAUGAACUUCCUCCAAGAUGUUCGCAAGCGACUACCCACAGCGCAAAAGCUGCCUUCAUACGAUGAUCUCUCCAAGAGUGCUGAGAAGAUGACGCCGAGGUUAGCCUUCUUCCGCCGACGCAUACGUCUGAGAGAGAAUUCGCGCAUCUCAAUACCUCUGGGCCUGGUUCUGCUUUUUCCGUGCUUGAUUGUAAUAUUAAUACUGCUCCUCUUCGUGCGGCACCCUACCGAGGCCGGCAGGAUACUCAUGCCCGCUGGCGCACCCCCAUCCAUCAGGUACGCUAUUUCCAUUGCUCUGACCUCUUCUACUUGCCCUGACACGAUGCGUUACAGGAAAAUCAGCGAGAAGCACGACAAGGUCUUCGUCACAGGCUGUCAAGAUCCCGCUCUCGAGACCAACCAACCGCGCGCCAACGCCGCUUUCGUCGUCCUCGCCCGUAACAAGGAACUCGAAGGUGUUCUGCAGUCGCUCAAAUCAGUCGAGAGACACUUCAACAGAUGGUUCCACUACCCCUACGUCUUCCUGAACGACGGCGACUUCAACUCCACCUUCAAAGACGAGGUCCGUAAGCACGUCAGCUCCAACGUCGAGUUUGGCAAGAUCGAUUCCAGCAUGUGGGGCUUCCCCGACUGGGUCGACCACAAUGUGGCCAAGGAGGGCAUCAGAAAACAGGGCGAUGCUGCUAUCAUGUACGGUGGUAUGGAGAGUUAUCACCACAUGUGCAGAUUCUACUCUGNNGGUAUGUCUACAAUCUUCUCGAAGACUUGGAUUUGUGCUGACGUAUACAGUUUCUUUUACAAGCACGAGCUCCUCCAGAAAUACGACUGGUACUGGCGUGUUGAGCCCGAGAUCAAGUACUUCUGCGAUAUCACCNUAGUACGUCUUGUUACAGCACCGGCCUCUGAUCUCAGCUUAUUGACGUGUAAUAGCGAUCCUUUCGUCCACAUGGAGCGCAACAACAAGACUUAUGGAUUCACGAUUGCAGUCAAAGAACUCAAGGAGACGGUACCCAACAUUUUCAGAUACGCCUCGGCCUACAAGCGAGUCAACAACAUCACCUCAACUGGCCUCUGGGAGAUGUUCCUCGAGCCCAAGCCGGAGAAGCCAGCAGACGAGCUGCCCAAGGACGACCCCAAGUACAAGAAGCCUCUUCCCGAAGACAUCCUUCGCACAGAACCUGGCGCAGGCACUAUUCCUGAUGUAGACCNNCCGGAGUCCAUGGAGGGCGAAACAUACAACAUGUGCCAUUUCUGGAGUAACUUUGAGAUCGCUAGACUUGACUGGUUCAGAAGCAAGGAAUACGAGGACUUUUUCCAGAUGAUGGACCGCAGUGGAGGCUUCUGGAUGGAGAGAAUCCACUACUUCCGCGAUAUCGGCUACCGACACACAACCAUCGCACAUUGUCCAGCAAACGCAAAGGCCCGCCAGGAGCCUCGCCCGCCUUAUCUUGAGACGACAACCACAGACGAGAAGAAAAGAAUCGAGGAAGAUGCAUACUGGGAGGAGUGGGAUGAAGAGAAGGAAAAUGGUGUCGGCUGCAGAUGCAGAUGUGAUCCCGAAGUGCCAGAAGUCGAGCUCAAAGAAGGCAGUUGUCUACCCAACUGGGUAGAUGUGGCCGGAGGUUGGAUCACACCAGGGCCACCAGCAUGA